Entamoeba invadens IP1 is the source of this 1731-nucleotide messenger RNA. RefSeq lists its product as hypothetical. NCBI's taxonomy places the organism in Eukaryota, Evosea, Mastigamoebida, Endamoebidae. The transcript has a single exon. The record is from RefSeq and is a predicted model, not a curated record. The coding region runs from base 1 to 1731 and encodes 576 amino acids.
AUGUCGUUUCAACGUAAAACCUUUACUAUCGGAGAACCUUCACACAAACCCGCACCACCUCUCCCACAUAAAGCAGCACCACCACCUCCUCCAGCUAAAAAGGCACCUCCUCCAUUACCCAAGCAAAAAGUACCAGAACAAAAACCUCAAGGAGAUUUUGAAAAGCCGGAAAUCGAACAAAAGGAGAUCCCCGUCUUUAAAGCAACGACCUUUAAAAACGAGCCAACUCAAGAAGAAAAUAUAACCGAAAGUGCCCCGCCUUUACCGAAGAAAUCUGCCCCACCACAUCCUUCUAAAAGAGCAGCUCCACCACUCCCAAAACAAAAAGUCGUUGAAAAUACAGUCGACGAACUUUCGGAGCCAAUUGUUUACAAAGAGUUGCCAACUUUUAAGCCCACAAGCUUCAGUAAUGAACCCAAGAAGACCCUAGAAGACGAUGUAGAUGUGAACAAAGUUAAUCAAGAGCCUCUUAUAGAACCAAAGAAGCGAAUGCCCCCACAUGUCCCCAAAGAAACAAUCGAUCAAUUUAACAGUAAAAACACUGAAAUCACCGUGUUGAAGACUCAAGAACAAAAAGCGCCACUUCCUUCACAAUCACUGAAACCAAAAAGCUCAGAAAAAGUCGAGAAACAAAAACCUCAAGACCCUGAACCCAAACCAGGCCAACCAAAGUUCUUCCCAGUUAGUAAAGAGCCAUUCCCUGACGUCUUUUUUAAAGACAUUUCAGAUGACUCAGAAAAUUUAUUGGACACUUCAAAUCACACAAAUUCACCAACGCCGUCAGACUCUUCAGAUGAAGAAAAGCCAAAGAAUCACAAAGGAAAGUCCACUCAAAAAAUCGACACAAAAAACAAGACGGAAAGUGCUCGAGUGGUUGCUGGAGACGCAAAAGAGAUUUAUAAAAAACUUCCCCCAAUGACCGACGAACAGAAAGAAAAAGCGAAAACUCACGCCGCACAAGCCUCCAAAACAGCGUACUCGGGCGCAAAAAAGGCGGUAAAAACAGAAGAGUUUCAAUCUGCGAAAAAACAGACCGCAAGUGCUGCGUCGUCGGCAGUCCACUCAAAACAAUUCAAAGAGUUUUCUGGAGGGCUUUUAAAAGGGACGAAAAGUGCAGUCAAAGGGGAUGCCAGUGCUAAGGACGUAUGGAAGAUGUCGACGGAGAACGUCUCUUCAUUGGACGACAAACAAAAAGCCGAGUUAAAAAGUCGAAGAAACGAAGCGAGUAAGACCGCCGCGUCGUCGUACACCAAAGCGAAAGAGACGGACGAGUGGCGCGAUGCCAAAAGUCAAGCCAAAGUUGUUUCAAAGGAGAUUGGCGAGAGUGAGCAAUUUAAAGUAGCUGAGAAGGAAGGGAAGAAGAAAGCUGCAGUACGGAUGACUGGAAAUGAAGACGCCGAGUUUGAUCCAUCUAUUCAAUUGGAGACUUCAGUGAAGCCCAAAUUGGUCGUCGACGAAAAUGGGAAGAAAACUGUUGCUCUUGGCGUUACUGUGAAGCCAAAACUUCAAAAUGAAGGAGUUGAUGUGAGUGAUGGUAAAAAUGGCAUUCACUUUGAAGAAAAAGUCGACAAAGAUUUAAAAUGUAAAACAGAAAAUGUUAAAGUGGUCAACGAAACAAAAAGUGAAGGAAAUGGAGAGCUGAAAUUCAAAACUAAUGUGAACGAAAAUGACGUCAAAAGAGUAACAAAAGAAGAAGGGUCGGUUAAAGAUCGAAUAAAAAUGUUCCAAUAA